CGUCAUCCUCGGAAAACGGGGUAGGAGUCAUGGCUCGCCUGAGCUGCAUUGUUCAAAGCGCAGCUCGUACGAACUGAGGAGGAUUAUUAUUAGCAGAUUCGCGUUUGCCAGGAGCUUCCCUCGAAGGAGGUACAAGUCUCUUCAUGUAAAAUGGCUGGUGUGCAAAUCAUUCCUCAAGCUUUAUAUCUGAGCAACAUGCUGAAAGCUGUGAAGAUAAGAGAGAGAAUGCCUGAAGACCUUGUCAGGUGCUCCAAUGGAAUAAUCCAUCAUUUUCAGACUAUGCACCGAUACACCAUAGAGAUGUUCAGGAUGUGCCAAUUUUGCCCUCAGUUCCAGCAGAUACUUCAAAAAGCCCUUAUCGACCAAGCAACCCAGACCUCACUAGAACGUCAGCGGAAGCUGAACUGGUGUCGAGAAGUUAAAAAACUUAUGCCAUUGAAGACUAAUGGUGAUGGAAAUUGUCUGAUGCAUGCUACAUCCCAAUACAUGUGGGGUGUCCAAGAUGUUGACUUAGUCUUGAGAAAAGCCCUGUUUAGUGCACUUAGGGAAGUUGAUACACGUAACUUCAAACUGCGUUGGCAACGAGAGACACUAAAAUCACAGGAGUUUGUGGCAACGGGACUCUGCUAUGACACUAGGAACUGGGAGGAUGAAUGGGAGAACCUAAUCAAGAUGGCAUCAGCAGAAACAUCAGUUGCCCACAGGGGGCUUCAAUAUAACUCAUUGGAAGAAAUCCAUAUAUUUGUCCUUGUUAACAUCUUAAGGCGACCUAUCAUCAUUGUUGCAGAUAAAAUGCUUCGAAGCUUGCAAUCGGGUUCGAGCUUUUCACCUCUGAAUAUUGGUGGGAUUUACUUGCCUCUUCACUGGCCAGCAGAAGAGUGUUACCGCUAUCCCAUCAUCCUGGCCUAUGACAGUAUGCAUUUCACACCACUGGUCAUUCUGAAUAACAGUGGCCCAGAAUUCCGGGUAAUCCCAUUGGUCAGCUGUGAAAGAGGCCAGUUUGAAGACUUGAAGGUGCACUUUCUAACAGACUCUGAAGAAAGGGAGAAAGAAAAGCUGUUAAGAGACUACCUAAUGGUGAUAGAAAUUCCUGUGCAAGGCUGGGACCCUGGGACAACAAAUCUCAUUAAUGCUGCAAAGUUGGAUGAAGGCAACUUGCCCAGAGAGAUUAAUCUUGUGGAGGAUUACUUUCAGCUUGUGCAGCAUGAAUACAAGAAGUGGCAAGAAAAUGUUGAGCCCGCUGGAAGAGAAACGGGUGCAAGGAACAGACUGGAAUUGUCCUUAUCCCAGCUCUCACUUGUGGAGGCAAAAUGUGAAACUCCCAACUGCCCUUUCUACAUGUCCGUAAGCACCCAGCCCUUCUGCCAUGAAUGUUUUGAACAGAGGCAGCAGAGGAAUAAGAUGAGGAGGCAGAACUUCCAAACAGGGUCUGAGAAACCCCUGGCGAGUGGAUCCAGUUCACCUAAGGGGGAGCACCGUGAGCUUAGUGUACGGACACCUGAAGACCCAGUGACAGGGCCUCGCUCUGCGCCCCCCACAGCCCCAAGCCUUUUUCUGUACAGCGAAACCACUGCAAUGAAGUGCAGGACCCCAGGCUGCCCAUUCACCUUGAAUGUGCAAUGUAACGGAUUCUGCGAACGCUGCUACAACUCCAGGGAACACGACCCUUGCAAUAACCCAAAUGACCCAGGACAUUCAGGCUGUAUGACAUGUGAAUUCUGCCUCAAGGAUACCAAUAGGACCUUCAAUGGCAUGUGCAGUACUUGCUUCAAAAGGACUAGAGACCUCUUGUCAAAUGCCAGCUCAGGUGUUGUGCCUUCAGGUCAUCAGAGAUCCUCAUCAGAUCCUUCCCAUCUAUCACAGAGCCUCCUUCAACAUUCAUGCCAGGUAACAGCUGGCAGCAAUCUGGUGGAAGCACCCCCACAAAUUCAGCCCCAAAGAUUUGAAGAGUGGAAGGGGAGCAGUAAAUGUAGGAAACCUGCGUGCCACUUUUUUGGGACUCCUCAGAAUGAAGGCUUUUGCACACUGUGUUAUUUUGAGUACCGGGAGAAUAAAGAUGCUUCACUACUUCAUCACCGAAGAUCUCUGCGGAAUUCUCCUACCUCAAGGCAUUCUGGAACCUCAGCUGCUGUAUACCAGAACACAGUUUCCUGCCUGGGUCAAGAGUGUGGCACCAUAGGAAGCACAAUGCUUGAGGGAUAUUGUCAAAAAUGCUUUAUUGAAGCACAGAGUAAGCGGCUGCAUGAAGCCACAAGGACUGAAGAUCAACUAGUUAGACAAUCAGAGCGAACAGGACAAGGCAGAGAUUUACGCCAGAUGACUCCAAGCUCUCAGAAACGGAAGUGUGCCGUAGCUUCUUGUAGGAAUAACAUGGUCUCCAGAAAUGGGGAACUGUGUCAAGAAUGUCUCCACACCCAUCAGCGGCCACCACCCAGGGGACUUCGAGGAGACCCUUCAGCAGACGAGCUUCCAAAACAGCAGUGCCGAGCCCCUGCCUGUGAUCAUUAUGGCAAUAACAAGUGUAACGGCUACUGCAAUGAAUGCUACCAGUUCAAACAGAUCUAUGGUUAGUGAGAGUGGAGGAAGAAUAAUUGCUGGUUGGUGCUACAUCCAAAACACUCAAUUGUCCUGCCAUGGCGCAUGGUCUGUUCAGUGUGUGAAAAAGACAUGUGACUUUGGGAGGAAAACAAUAAGCUGAAUUUUGUACACAUAUACAUAAAUAUGUAUGUACAUAUGUGUACACACACACUCUUGCACAGAUUGUGGCACACAGAACAAUAAAUUUUGUGCUCCAGAAUUCUUCAUUCUGGGAAAGAAAAGCAGUUUGAUUUCAGUACAGAUGAAUACUGCAGGAAAUGCAUACCGAAUACUUGACAACAAACUCCUUUUCCCCGUUCUCUUCAGACUUCGUUAUGAGCUGAACAUACAGUCUGAAGCAAUUAAUAUAGACUGUGCUUUGCUUUCCCUUUUUGCUGCUACCUCCUUUUUUCCCCUUCAGAUUUUUAUACUGCCUAAAACGCAAGUUCUCUGCAACCUGUUCCAAAUACUGUGUGUUUGGACUACAAGGAAACCUGGCCAAACAUCUGGAAUGAAGAGCCUGUUGCAUGACAACCAUCAUACAGCAUGAAGCUGGUUGCCCUAGAAAAUGCUGAUUUCUCUUUAAUGUGGAAUCUGGUAGAAAUUAAGAAUUAAACAAGGUUAUUACAAAACAGUGGGACAAAUAUUUAACUUCUCCUUGGUUGCCUUUUUAAAGUAGCUGGUUUGUUUUUUAAUAUUCCCAAACCAAAGCCAACCCUUUGUGUAUGCGGGACAGCAAUAACCCCUUAAGAACUUGAUUAGCUAACAGUGUUGAUCAGUGUCUCUCCAAUCAAAAGCAUGUACUUGUUUGAACAAGAUUAUGAGGCUGUUCUCACACAUGGCUCCUGGGUUACCCCAUUCAGCUCCUGUCAUCUGGAACGCCAGGAGUGGAGGGCUCCCAGCUGUUCUAGACUGCACUAGCCUCACUUUGUAACCUGGCAUUUAGCUGAGGUUAAGCGACUCUGUGGUUUGCUUAACCUCAGCAGGCUAUCAUCUGGGCAAUCACUGCUUGGUGAAGAGACUUCCCCCAGACCUGCCACCAUUUCCAGCAGCAAGCUGGGGGAAAGGAGCAGCUGUGCCGAGUGUGGUGGUUGCUCUAAGGAGAGCAGCUGGCACACUUUUAGCGUGGGGCACCCUAGGAUGCAGUGAGGGGAGUCCUCCCACUCCCAGAUCUUGCCAUCACCACGCUGCCACUCAUGGGUGUGUGGUGUGGUAGAAGGGAGGUUGGCCGCUGCUUGUCCACUGGGGAAGGCAGGUGAGCUCCUGCCUUCCCCACAGCCCUUUGCGGUGGCCACCAGAGGUCAUGAGUAUGACCUCAUUAUCUGCUGAUCCAGAUGGUCAAAAUUUAGGAAAGAGCUUGGCUAUGUUUCUGUUCCUUCCAAGUAUCUCAAUAUGGGAAAGUAAUCAGAACAUAUCAAACACUUCCUUAAAUAUAGCAAUAGCACUAGCAAUAGCACUUACAUUUAUAUACCGCUCUCUAGCCGGAGCUCUCUAAGCGGUUUACAAUGAUUUAGCAUAUUGCCCCCAACAUUCUGGGUACUCAUUUUACCGACCUCGGAAGGAUGGAAGGCUGAGUCAACCUUGAGCCCCUGGUCAGGAUUGAACUUGUAACCUUCUGGUUACAGGGCGGCAGUUUUACCACUGCGCCACCAGGGGCUCAUUAUGUGUGUUGACACAUACUGAUUUGAAUAGAACAGGGCUGACAGAGGAGGUGGUGGUCUGGUCUUUUUCUGCAUUGAUAGGUCCUUUCAUGCCAAACAUCUUGAGUGAAUGGGUACGUUUCCUGUGAAUGGUUUUGUUUUGUUGCCAAAUAAAACAAUAUCAGGGGUACUCCAUGCUGCUUUCUCCUCUUUGUCUGGCGUUGAAGUUAGGAUCCAGUUAGGAACUGAGCUGUCCUGAUCCUUGCAGGAUUCAAUUGGGAAAUCAGGCGGAGCACCUGCUGCUGCACUCAACGCUCAUACUGUAUUGUCCAGCUGCAAGCCUCUCACUGUCCUGGCUAGGCCAGGAGCUGGCAAAAAGGGACCACGGAGCUCAGCCCAGUUUCCUCUUUGCUGCCCUCCUCUAUAUCUGACUGCUACCGUGACAGAUGUCUGAGUGGGUCUCAUCUGUUAUGGGAAAGGAGUAUAUUGAGUGCCAUUUGCAAAGUGCUGCUCCUGCUCAGAACCCAUUUAUUUCAAUAGUAUUUGGGAUCAGCUUUCAGUAGAUUGCCCUUCCACCAUCAUCUCAAGGUGUGCUGUCUGCCAGAUCUGCAUGUGUCCUUCUGUGUUGGGUACUAAGAGAAACAGUUAUCACGAGCCCUGCAGUUCAGCUCUUCAUUUCUUUCCUUGCCCACAAGCCUCAUACUUCUGGAAUGGCUUAUGAAAGGAGUGGACAUAAAUUGACACGUGUGUGUGUGUGUGUGUGUGUGUGUAUAUAUAUAAUUAUUCUUUAGAUCUCUCCUUAAUCACAAACCAUUUUAAACCUCUGCCUAUUGCUAUUGAACUUUCUAGAUGUAAUUUUGUUAAUUUGGUUAAAUGUGAAUGUUAAAAUAUUUAUAUUAUUUCUAAAGUGCAAUUUGAAAUUUGCACAUUUUUAAUACAAUAACUUACUCUUGUUUCGUUUCCCCCCUCAAAACUCUUGUGUAAUUGUAUAACUGCAAAAUGAAAUCCGAUAAUAAAAAUAAAUUAUUUAAAGAA
This is a messenger RNA of Hemicordylus capensis (graceful crag lizard), 5252 nucleotides long. It is a transcript of the gene TNFAIP3, whose product is annotated as TNF alpha induced protein 3. Gene Ontology annotation, cellular component: cytoplasm; nucleus. Gene Ontology annotation, molecular function: zinc ion binding; K63-linked polyubiquitin modification-dependent protein binding; cysteine-type deubiquitinase activity. The transcript is spliced from 9 exons. Bases 151 to 2571 code for a protein of 806 amino acids. The record is from RefSeq and is a predicted model, not a curated record. Lineage: Eukaryota; Metazoa; Chordata; Lepidosauria; Squamata; Cordylidae. Gene Ontology annotation, biological process: cytoskeleton organization; positive regulation of Wnt signaling pathway; protein K33-linked deubiquitination.